CUCACGUUUUCUGACAGCUACUGAACUGCAGCUCCUCAGUCACACUUUGAAACGCUGUCUAUCUGCACAAGUAUUCGGACAUUUUCCAAGACUGCAAAUCCCGUCUUUCCACAAACUGUUUGUAUCGUAUUUACCGGGGACGGUCGGUAAAAGGCAGAACCGAGUGACCCUUGACUGACCACAGGGGCCAUGGCCUUCCUUGGGAGCGCAGUUCGGAGGGUGGUCUCUGCAGUGCGGCCCCCUCUCUCUCCAUUGAGCCGGACAACAGCUCGAUCUUACAGCUCAGAGCCCACCUUGGAAAAAAGUGUUCCCUAUGAGAAGACACUCAAACAAGAGGUCGGCAAGUCCUCUGGACCAACAAAGCCUUUACCCAAGUCAGCAGAAGCAGUGGUGAUCGGAGGAGGCAGUCUGGGCUGUCAGACCAUCUACCACCUGGCUAAGAUGGGGAUGACCAACGUAGUUCUGCUGGAGAGAGACAGACUGACUUCUGGCACCACCUGGCACACUGCAGGCCUGCUGUGGCAGCUCCGUCCCAGUGAUGUUGAGGUGGAGCUCUUAGCCCACACCAGAAAUGUGAUCAGCAAAGACCUGGAGGAGGAGACAGGCCUCCACACGGGCUGGAUCGAGAACGGAGGACUCUUCAUUGCCUCCAACAAACAAAGGCUGGACGAGUACAAGCGCCUCAUGUCGCUGGGUAAAGUUUAUGGUAUCGAGUCCCAUGUUCUGUCACCGGCGGAGACCAAGGACCUGUACCCUCUGAUGAACGUUGAUGAUCUGUAUGGAACCCUGUAUGUACCUAAAGAUGGCACCAUGGACCCAGCAGGCACCUGCACCACCCUGUCCAGAGCGGCCACUGCCAGGGGGGCCACGGUGAUUGAGAACUGCCCUGUGAGUGGUAUCCAAGUGCGGACUGAUGACCUCGGUGUUAAGAGGGUGAAGGCAGUGGAGACCCCUCAUGGGACCAUUGAGACAUCUUGUGUGGUAAACUGCGCAGGUGUGUGGGCCCCCAAGCUGGGAGAGAUGGCUGGAGUAAAGGUUCCUCUUGUUGCGAUGCAUCAUGCCUAUGUGGUGACAGAGAGAAUUGAAGGCAUACAGAACAUGCCGAAUGUCAGGGACCAUGAUGCAUCAGUGUACCUGCGCCUCCAAGGUGACGCCCUUUCUGUGGGUGGUUAUGAACAGAACCCCGUCUUCUGGGAUGAGGUGUCCGAUAACUUUGUCUUCAGCCUGUUUGACCUGGACUGGGAUGUAUUCACGCAACAUAUUGAGGGUGCCAUCAACAGAGUUCCUGCUCUGGAGCAGACUGGCAUCAAGUCCACCGUCUGUGGACCAGAGUCAUUCACAGCUGACCAUAAGCCUCUGAUGGGAGAGGCCCCGGAGGUCAGAGGGUUCUUCUUGGGCUGUGGCUUCAACAGCGCUGGCAUGAUGCUGGGAGGUGGUUGUGGACGAGAGCUGGCUCACUGGAUCAUACAUGGCCGCCCUCAGAAGGAUAUGUACGGUUAUGACAUCAGACGUUUCCAUAACUCGCUGACAGACAACCCAAAGUGGAUCAGAGAGAGGAGCCACGAGUCGUACGCUAAAAACUACUCUGUGGUGUUCCCGUUUGAUGAGCCGCUGGCCAGCCGCAACAUGAGGAAGGAUCCUUUUCAUCAGGUGCUGACGGAGCAGGGCUGUGUGUUCCAGGAGAGGCACGGCUGGGAGAGACCUGGCUGGUUCAACAAAGAUGGGGCCGCUCCUGUUAAAGACUACGAUUACUAUGGGGCUUAUGACGUUAAGAAGAAUGAAAACUACAAAUACAACGAGUUGCUGGGCAAAGAGUAUACCUUUGACUUCCCUCCUCAUCAUGAAGUGAUUAAGAGUGAGUGCCUCACGUGCAGAAAUGGCGUGGUGGUGUUCGACAUGUCCUACUUUGGAAAGUUCUAUCUGACUGGACCAGAUGCCAAGAAGGCAGCUGAUUGGCUGUUCACGGCUGAUGUCAACAAGAAGUCGGGCUCCACUGUGUAUACCUGCAUGCUGAAUAAGGGAGGAGGGACGGAGGCCGACCUGACGGUGAGCAGACUGGAGCCUGGUGCUGCCAACAUGCCCCUGGCCCCACAGUCCAAUGGUGAUGUAUACUACCUGGCCAUUGGAGGAGGCGUGGCAGAACACAACUGGAACCACAUCAGAACCGUUCUUCAGGAUGAAGGCUUCAACUGCCAGCUAACGGACCACUCUGAGGACAUGGGGAUGAUCAGCAUCCAGGGACCCAAGAGUCGAGAGGUGCUGCAGGAGGUGUUGGACGCCGACCUGAGCAACGAAGCAUUCCCCUUCUCCACCCACAAAGUUGUCAGCGCAGCAGGGCAUCAGGUGCGGGCGAUGCGUCUGUCGUUUGUCGGAGAGCUCGGCUGGGAGCUGCACAUACCCAAAGACUCUUGCCUUCCGGUCUACCAUGCUGUCAUGGCUGCUGGGGCAAAGCACGGCAUCAUCAACUCAGGCUACAGGGCCAUAGACUCACUCAGCAUAGAGAAAGGCUACAGGCAUUGGCACGCAGACCUUCGCCCUGAUGACACACCUCUCGAGUCAGGGUUAGGCUUCACCUGCAAAAUGAAGAGCUCCAUCCCAUUCCAGGGCCGUGAUAGGCUGGAGAAACAGAAGGAGGAGGGGCUGAGGAGGCGCAUCGUCUGCUUCACCAUUGAUGAGAAAGUUUCCAUGUUUGGUUUGGAAGCAGUUCACCGUAACGGCACUCCUGUUGGUCACCUACGUCGUUCAGACUAUGGCUUCUUUAUCGACAAAACUAUCGGAUAUGGAUAUAUCCGCAACCCUGAUGGAGGAGUGGUGAGUGCCGAUUUCAUAAAGAGCGGCGAGUUUACCCUGGAGAAGAUGGGAGUGACGUACAAGGCCAAGGCCCAUCUUAAAUCUCCAUUUGACCCUCAGAACAAACGCGUCAAGGGCAUCUAUGAUUGAGAAGGACCACACAUGUGAAAACUGAAGAAAACACACUGGUUGGAGAGUGAGGCUGAGAGAGGUGCAGCUUACAAAUAUUAUGCAUUAUAGCUUAGAUAGAUUAAAUGUGACAGGAAAUAACUGGUGGGGAUAAAAGACACUUUUUUAGGUCUAAAAUGUAAAUCAAAAUACAAAAGAGGUGCUAAUUUAGUUAUUCUUGUACAAAUGUUGAUUGUUAAGCUUUACAUUUUAAGCCUGCUCUGGGUUUAAGAGUAACACUUGUGAAUGCUCUCAUGUGAGAAAUAUUACUAUGAAGACAAACUAUAGGUGAACUACAGUAUCUUUGCUCUAGUAAUCAAAUGUGUUUUCCCAGUACACCUGGAUAAGUCCCUCGCGUGAUCCUGCCAUCUUUGAAUAAGCCUGAGCUUUUUUCUGGAUCGCUUUUAAUUACUAAAAUAACCUCACAUGAUUAGGUCGUUAUUAAAAAUAGAAACUAAACUGAACAAUAUUUGCUCUUUUCAAACAAUCACAAGUACGUUUUGAAGCCUUAACACUAGAUAACUCAGGGAAUCUCCUUUACAUCUAGUUAAUACUGUGAAUUCUCUAUUGGCAGCACAAGUUUUGUGUAUUGGUGCUAAAAAGUAAAUAACUUUAAAUAUUUAGGCAUGUAUAACAGUCAAGUUUUUCCCUUUUUCAAGUGCUGUAUUUUAGAUAUUAAAAUAAAGUAUUUCAUUUAUCCUAUGAGGCCAUAUUGUACCAUAUUGGGGAAUCAAAGUGUUUCCAAACCAUUCACAAGCCCUUCUGGCAGUUUGAGUCAGAUUACAGUGACUGAUACUGUUGUUGACAACAGUGACUAAAACUGAUUUUCACUCUGUAGUAUGGUAUCUAAAUCUUAGGCAGACAGGGUGUUUAUAAAAAAAAAAACACCCUGAGGCAUAGUUUAUCCAGCCAGGGAGGAAACACUGCUGUAGAAGAAAAUACUGGAUAAAGACAAGAAAGAAAGCAGCAGUUACAGAUAGAGCCUUUGUUUUCUGACCCCCCCCCCCCCCCCCCCCCCCUCUCAGUCAUUGCUGUCCUCUUCUGCUCUAUACUGCCGUCGCUGCUGUUUGCAAACUCAAUGCUCUUAAGUUCGUUUCUUACCAAAUGCCAUUGUCAUUUAACAAGAGUUAUCUUCCAAUCCAGGCGCUUAUUUGCUGUUGUCCUGCUGCUAAAUCAAACUCCACCAUCUGUACAUCUGCAGGAGGCGACAGCACAUUUAUAAUCGCCUUGGCCUUUUAACAUUUCAAAAUGUGAUCUUGGUACAAUGGACUAGUGAGUUUGACAGGACUGUUUUGUAGAUUUCUUGUAAUUAAAAUGUACAUUUUGCUAAUACAACUAGCUUCAUCUGUCAUCUCACUCAGUCAUUUAGUGUAUGCCACAUGUAUACACUGUGUGUGUACUGUAUAGAUAUACACUGCUAACUAACCAGCUAUUAUUUUAUUUGUCACCAACUCAUGGUUGUUGUAAGGAAAAUCUUCAAAGUAAAACUGACAGAAAAAGAGGAAUCACCAGUCAAACUCUUUGAUGGCAUAAUCAUGUCUUAAAUGCAAGUAUGUGCAGUAAUUCAAGAUACUAAUUCUGCUAGUUAUGUCUUAAGUCUAACGACAAAAAUAUUUUACAUUCAACACCUGUGCUUGUAUCCCCUUUCACUAACAGUUCAGGCCAAACAAGAAACACAUACAGUGUGAACAGCACAUUAAUAAUUGUGUGAAAGCAGGAAGUCCUCUGUGUGUACAGUAUGGCUACUACUCGCCUCUCCAAUGUGUGUUGCUGCACGUUCAGCACAAAAUGUUUACUAAUGUGGAAUGAUUCAUUGAUUUCGCCCAGAAGGCCAUUAAUCAUUGAAAUGGUUGUUCUGUGUAGCGGCUUAGGUUAAUAACAAGAUUUAUUUGGGAAAUGUUAAACAGACUGACAUAAACUAUCACUACUGGUCCUCUACACCAGGGGUUCCCAACCUUUUUUCCCAAGAGCCCCCCCAAAUGAUUCCUGUUGGAAGUUGCCGCCCCCCCCCCCACACACACACACACGGGGGGGGGGGGGGUGCAACAGUGGUAAUUAAAGUUUAAAAGUCUCAAAAAUGCUACAACUACUGUCACAAACUGGAUGAAUGCGAAGUAUUUUGUUAAAUGAGGAUGAAAGCGUAAUUAAGGAGCACUAUUGGAGUGACUUUGAUGGUUAUUGGACUCAGGAUUAAUUAAUUUGAAUUCCCGCUGAAUGAAGAAAUUAAAUGACGGCGCAAGUGGAAACAAUUCACAAAGGGAUUAAACUGUUUAAAACACAUGCUCAAAGUAAGCUGGAUUUUGCUGAUGUAUUUAUGUGGAUUCAAAAGUCGUAAAUAAUCUACAAAAUGGGAACCACUGCUCUAUACAAUAUGUCAACAGGUAUUUUUUCCUAACUCAGUUCAUAGAAUGUCUCUCUCCAUGAUGUGAAUACUACAAAAGUACUGAUGAUAGAAAGCAGGUGAUUCUUAUACUGUAUGCAACAUGUCUUAAGUGAAUUGUUAACCAGUUAAAUUAACAUUAAUGACCAGUAAACGUGUUAAAUGAUUGUUAAACCAGACUUAUUUAAUCUGUCCAAAGCAAUUUGUGUAUUAAUAAAUCCUUUUUGAUCUGCCAA
Messenger RNA from Gymnodraco acuticeps, 5574 nucleotides. RefSeq names its product sarcosine dehydrogenase (gene sardh). Bases 190 to 2940 code for a protein of 916 amino acids. Gene Ontology annotation, cellular component: mitochondrion. The record is from RefSeq and is a predicted model, not a curated record. The transcript has 22 exons. NCBI's taxonomy places the organism in Eukaryota, Metazoa, Chordata, Actinopteri, Perciformes, Bathydraconidae. Gene Ontology annotation, molecular function: oxidoreductase activity; protein binding.